AAAAUCAUUAGUUUCUUUAAGCAAAAAAAAGAAAAGAAAACCAUAGCCUCCUCUCUCUCUCUCUCUCAUCAUCUCUCUCAUCAGACAAUCUUCCAUAGAAAAAGAAGCCCUCAGCUUCUUACUCAGUUCCAUUUGCCUUCUCCUAUUUCAAGUAAAAGGUGUCUCACAACUUUCCCUCACCAUCUCCUACUCUCCUCCUUUUUGGCUAAAAUCCCCAUUCAUUCAAAACCCCAUUUCCCCAAAAUCCUAAAAAAAAAUUAAAAAAAAAAAAUUGAGGAAAAAUAAUCCAUCUCUCUCUGUCUCUUCAUCUCCAUCUCCACCACAAAUUUAGAAAUUCAAUUUGAAUGAUAACCUAAAUGAGCCGGCAAUCCAAAUCCCCAAUGCUCAAAUUCCUGAUUCUCAUCUUCCUCUUCCUCCUCGACCGCUCCCUCGCCGGUCUCCUCUCCGAACCGGCCCAGCCGCUCAAACCGGGCGACUCCAACACGGUCCCGGCCUUCCCGGUCCAGACCGCGACCCAGCCCUGCCGCCUCGACCUCUCCGCCGAGCUCUUCGGCGGCGUCCGCGCCGCCUGCGGCCGCAACCUCGACCGCGGCCGCUGCUGCCCCGUCCUCGCCGCCUGGCUCUUCGCCGCCCACGCCCGCUCCGCCCUGCAGGUCCCCGCCGCCGCGCCGCCGGCCUCCUCCGAGCUCCCGAUGAUGCCCGACGACUCGCAGAAGUGCGUCGACACGCUGCAGGCCUCGCUGGCCGGGCGCAACAUACACCUGCCGCAGCCGAACGCCUCGUGCGACGCCGUUUUGUGCUUCUGCGGGAUCCGCCUCCACCAGAUCACGUCGCUCACCUGCCCUGCCGCGUUCAACCUCACCGGAAAUCACCUCAACGCCACCCCCACCGCCGCCGUCAGGAAUCUCGAGCGCAACUGCAGGAAUUCGUCCUACGCUGGCUGCACCAAAUGCCUCGGCGCUCUCGAAAAGCUGACGGUGGGGGGCAAAAACGUAACAAAAGGAGGCGGAGGCGGCGGCGACAGCGACCGCGCGAGCAAGAUGCUGAGCAGGGACUGCCGGCUGAUGGGGCUGACGUGGCUGCUGGCCCGCAACAAGACGGCGUACAUUCCCACGGUGUCCGCUGUAUUGCGCGCCAUCAUGUACAGUGCGCACCCCCCGCGCGAGUCCACCUGCUCCCCGGACCAGGAGAACAUGCCCCUCGCCGUCGACUCUCUGCAGUUCGACAAAUACGAUUCCUCCGGCGCCGCCGCGCUGCUUCCGAUUCUGCCGCCCCUAAUCAUUCUUCCGUUUCUUUUGCUGUAGCAUUGGUGGGGGGUAUUUUUGUCAUUUCAUUAUUGCCUGUACACACCUGAUCUCUUUCUCUGUGAAAUGCUGGCUGUGAUUGGGGGGGUGGGUUCACGUGAAGCAAGUUGACAAAAUGGGGCGUGGGGUCAUUUUUGUCAUUUUGUCGCACUGUAAAUUUUCAGACAUCUGGUGAUCUUGAUAUGUAGUGGUACGAGAAGGUCUUACUUUUACAGUUUUACCAUAUAUAAACUCUAUUAUCCACGUAAUUAUAUUUGUAUUUAGGGUAUUAUUUAAA
This is a messenger RNA of Salvia miltiorrhiza (redroot sage), 1581 nucleotides long. RefSeq lists its product as uncharacterized. The coding region runs from base 357 to 1304 and encodes 315 amino acids. The record is from RefSeq and is a predicted model, not a curated record. The transcript is spliced from 2 exons. Lineage: Eukaryota; Viridiplantae; Streptophyta; Magnoliopsida; Lamiales; Lamiaceae.